UAUCUCUGAGCCCUCGCUCGCUCUCCGCUGCAGAAUCCCUGCUCUUUCUUUUUUUAUGAAUGAAGGUAAUAGCUGCAGCGUGAAGCUGGUUGGAAAACAAUCUUCCUUCAGACCUGGAUCUGCAGCCCUUGUUGCCACCUCCCCCCCCCCUCCAUUCCCCGCAACUCCAUCUUCUCUCUCUCUCUCUCUCUCCCACAUUCAGGAGUCAGGCGCUGUAAUUUCUGCGGAAGAGAUGAUUCCUUCAGGGAUUUCGGCUUGUGGCACGAUUCUCUUGUCUUAGCUCGUAGCGUGAAGUCAUUCCCUUUGCGACAAUGUCGAGUUAUUUAUUUUUAAUUGAUACACUAUUCAAAUGGAUACAAUGACGAAGGUGCCUGCGAUUCACUGAGAAAAACAGGCGAACCGAGAGGAACCUACUUCCUCAUUGAAGAAAGAUUUUCCAUUGGGCACGCCCAUGGGUUGAUGGAUACAAACAUGGACUACGAAAGACCAAACGUAGAAACCAUCAAGUGUGUGGUCGUGGGCGACAACGCAGUAGGAAAGACCAGGCUUAUCUGUGCAAGAGCCUGUAAUGCCACCCUAACACAAUACCAACUAUUGGCCACUCAUGUACCAACAGUCUGGGCCAUUGACCAGUACCGUGUGUGCCAAGAGGUUCUGGAGCGUUCACGUGAUGUGGUUGAUGAUGUCAGUGUUUCACUGCGGCUCUGGGAUACGUUUGGUGAUCAUCACAAGGAUAGGCGCUUUGCCUAUGGCAGAUCUGACGUGGUUGUGCUCUGUUUCUCCAUUGCAAACCCCAACUCUCUGCAUCACGUAAAAACCAUGUGGUACCAGGAGAUUAAACACUUCUGUCCACGUGCCCCUGUCAUUUUGGUAGGCUGCCAGUUGGACUUGCGGUACACUGACCUGGAAGCUGUUAAUCGUGCACGGAGGCCUCUUGCAAGGCCAAUACGACACAAUGAGAUUUUGCCUCCAGAAAAGGGUCGUGAGGUGGCCAAAGAACUGGGAAUCCCCUAUUAUGAAACCAGUGUGGUGGCCCAAUUCGGCAUUAAAGAUGUCUUCGAUAAUGCCAUCAGAGCUGCCUUAAUUUCCAGGCGGCACCUCCAGUUCUGGAAGUCACACCUGAGGAAUGUACAAAAGCCUUUACUCCAGGCCCCAUUUCUGCCUCCCAAGCCACCUCCCCCCAUCAUCACUGUCCCAGAUCCCCCCAAAACCAAUGAGGAGCAUCCCGCCCACUUAUUGGCCAAUCCUCUUUGUGCAGAUGUCAUCUUGGUGCUUCAAGACAAGGUUAAAAUCUACGCCCACAAGAUUUAUUUGUCUACCUCCUCCUCUAAAUUCUAUGACUUGUUUCUAAUGGACCUCAAUGAAGAGCCAGAGUCUGGCAGCGAAAGAGCAGUGGGCCACAGUGACAGGCAGGGCAGGGAACACUUAAUGAGAGCUGCUAGUUUUGACGUCAGUGAGAGUACAGAUGAAGUUCCAACCACCCAGCUGUUAUCCAAUCUUCGAGCCUCUACCAGUGAUGGUAUCUUGAAACUGAAUGCCUGUGAUCAAAGUGCAAAAGCAUGGCUGAAAAGAAGAAAGAUAUUAUCAACGUGGAGCAGAGCUUUUAUCAGCAUCCAAGAAGAGCUAGCUGAAGAUCCCAUCACGUUGAACAAUCGGCUGAUGACUGUUGUCAGGAUGGACUACUCUGUCCACCCUGAUGCGUUCAGUGCUGUCAUGCAUUACUUGUACACUGGCCAGCUGGAUGAGAAUGAGAAGGAGCUGAUGCAGAUAGCCCACAUUGCAGAGCUGCUGGAGGUUUUUGACUUGCGGAUGAUGGUCGCCAAUAUUUUAAACAAUGAGGCCUUCAUGAACCAAGAGAUUACCAAAGCAUUCCACGUGAGGAGGGCAAACCGUGUCAAAGAAUGCCUUGCCAAGGGGACCUUCUCAGAUGUGGUUUUUAAGUUGGAAGAUGGGACAAUCUGUGCACACAAGCCCUUGCUGAUUUCUAGCUGUGAUUGGAUGGCUGCAAUGUUUGGUGGUCCGUUCAUGGAAAGCUCAACUAAGGAGGUGUACUUUCCAAACACGUACAAGAGUUGCAUGCAAGCUGUGCUAGAAUACCUGUACACAGGACAGUUCUGUUCUAGCCUGGACCUGGAUUCCAUGGAACUCAUUGUGCUGGCAAACCGCCUCUGCCUACCUCACCUGGUAGCACUAACAGAGCAGUACACAGUAAUGGGCCUGAUUGAAGCAACCCAUCAAGGUGUAGACAUCGAUGGAGAUGUUCUUCUGUACCUGGAAAUGGCUCAGUUCCACUGUGCCCAUCAACUAGCUGAAUGGUGCCUGCAUCACAUCUGUACAAACUACAACAACGUAUGUCGCAAGUUUCCCAGGGAAAUGAAGGCCAAGUCUCCCGAAAACCAGGACUACUUUGAAAAGCACCGCUGGCCUCCUGUCUGGUUUCUAAAAGAGGAUGAUCACUACCAGCGAGCCAGGAAAGAACGUGACAAAGAGGAUUACUUGUGCCAGAAACGUCAGCUGAAGCGCAAGUGGUUUUUCUGGAAUUCAAGUUCACCUUCCACAGCCUCGUCCUCUUCCACUGUUGUCUGAAACUAUGGCUUGGAUUGAUUGACCCUUUCUAUUUUAGAAAAAAAACUGUCGGUUCACCCAGCGUACGGCGGUUUGAAGGCCUUAGUUUCCAAUUGGCCAAGCCUUCAGUGGAUUUUAAUAACGACUGGGCCAAAGUGGUGAAAGACAGCUAAACCAUGGGAGCCAAAGUGAGUUUUUAUUUUCUGAUGGCUGGUGCCAACUUUCUUUCUCUCUCUCUCCCUCUCUCAUUCAUAUGUACACAAACACACUAACACACACACACAAGCACAUGUAUACACACCAACACACAAACGAGGCAUUAAUAAAGCUGAACUGUUGGCUCAACCCCAUAAUUAUUGCCAGACUUGGGAGGGUUUGGUGAAACUGAAUCCUCUGCCACAUUGAUCAGAUCAGAUAAACUACAGUAAAGCAGUGGGAGAUUUUUGAUUGUGAUUUUAUAAUUGGCAGCUUCUGUUUAAACCUGGUUGCUAACAGGGAGCCAUCUCUUACAGUAGUACAUUUCGGGGAAGCAUGCUAUCUCCUUUGCAUGGAUCCUACUAUGGCUGAGCCAGCUCUGGUAUAUCCAAGGGUUCAUUAUUUGGGUUUGAAUGGAAUGGUUCUGAUCACCUAUAUAUACUGCUCAUAGCUUCUGUUUAAAGAAUGAGAAGUCAGGGUUAAUUUCAUGGAAGUUUUAUCACAGAAUACUUAUCUUCCUCCUGAAUGUCGGAAUGUCACCUAAGAAUUUUUUUUUGUUGACUUAAAAAGUAAUCCCUGCAUUUGGAAUUUACCCUUUACACGCUGGACCUAUGUACAAAAUGUACGUGUUUUGUAUUUGAAAAACUGAAGUCAAGUGAACUGGAAGUUUCAGUGAAUAAAUCUCAGUCAGGAGCAAGGUGAUUCCUUCUCAACGUGACAUCUAAGAUUCAGUGUUGUAAAAUGAUACCUGUGCAAACUGAACUCUGACACACCAUAAGGGGACAAUGUGAGGUGAGAGAGGAGCGAGUUGAAUUAUUUUCUUCCCAGCUCCGAGGAGGUUUACACACAGCAAUUUCUUCAGGUGCAUUUUUUUCCCCCAAUUGUGAUACAUCAUUUUUUAAAAAUGCUGCCGUUUUUUUUAAUGUUGCAUUUUGACUGAACUGUUCUUAAAUCUUCAGUCCAGGACAGCCCUGGGGAGAGACUGAACCUAAGGUCAGACAAGAUAUUGCAGGUAUAUUUGAUGCAGCUUUCACAUAUUGAAAUUUUCUUCAUGACAUGCAUCGAGAAUGUUCUCCAGGUCUGGGCCGUUGGAAAUUGGGAUGGAAUCAAGGAAAAGUCAGUUUCCUUUUGAUCCAUUUCCAUUUCCUUCGGCUUGUGCUGGAAAAAUAGCGAUUGUAUCGUGAUUCUUGGGUUGGACAGUUUUCAAACUUAGUUACAGCCCCCAUGUUGUUUGACUGUACCCCAUGCACAUCCUGAGACUGUACUUGUACAUACUUCGGGUGAUGCAUUGGUGCUGGAAGCACAUGGGGAACACCAGACUGUUCCAAAGCUCUCCUGCAACAAUGGAUGGAUUGAUCCAAAACAAGACAAGUGUAAAUGAGCACAGUUUGAGUCAUGAAGCAAGAACAAGACACCCCUCCUUGUGGCGGUUCUUCAAUAAGCAGGCACUGAUGGGCAUCACUUGUAUGUUGUGAAAGCAAAGUCCAAAUGCCUCCGUCAUCUUAUAAAAUCAUUAUGAAACCAGAGUGCACAACAAAUCGGUUGGUGAUUUGUAGUAAUUCUACCAAUUGCUGAGCUUGUGUACUUAAGCAUUUAGAAAUCACCUGUUGGAUGAGUUUUUGAGUUGUGAAUCCUUUUAGAUUGAACAUU
Molecule: messenger RNA, 4410 nt
Organism: Hemiscyllium ocellatum (epaulette shark)
Lineage: Eukaryota; Metazoa; Chordata; Chondrichthyes; Orectolobiformes; Hemiscylliidae
Product: rho-related BTB domain-containing protein 2-like
Exons: 10
Coding region: 460-2586 (708 amino acids)
Biological process (GO): small GTPase-mediated signal transduction; proteasome-mediated ubiquitin-dependent protein catabolic process; regulation of proteolysis
Cellular component (GO): cytoplasm
Molecular function (GO): GTPase activity; ubiquitin protein ligase binding; GTP binding
Source: RefSeq, a predicted model, not a curated record